This is a messenger RNA of Podarcis raffonei (Aeolian wall lizard), 2003 nucleotides long. It is a transcript of the gene GXYLT2, whose product is annotated as glucoside xylosyltransferase 2. NCBI's taxonomy places the organism in Eukaryota, Metazoa, Chordata, Lepidosauria, Squamata, Lacertidae. Gene Ontology annotation, biological process: protein O-linked glycosylation via N-acetylgalactosamine. Bases 250 to 1635 code for a protein of 461 amino acids. Gene Ontology annotation, molecular function: UDP-xylosyltransferase activity. The transcript is spliced from 7 exons. The record is from RefSeq and is a predicted model, not a curated record.
CUCUCUCGGCCGCCGCAAUCGCAGCCUUAGUGGGGCGCUACGCGCUGCCAACUCUCUCUUUCUGUCUCCUCGCUUUCGCGCGCGCGCUUCCAGGAAUGCCCCGGGCGGCGAGGAAGGCGCUUUAGAAGAUGCCUAGGCUGGAGGCAGCUUGCCGUCGGGCGGGCGGGCGGCAUGGCGACGAGCGGCGAGGCGGCGUCUCUCCUUUUGCGCGGCUGAGGCUCUGAGGCUGCCGCCGCCGCCCGGCGCACAAUGAAACUCUACUGCAAAGUGGUGGCCCUGGCGCUCUGCCUGGCGCUCCUGCUGCUGCUCUACCUCUUCGUGGGCAGCGACGCCGACGAGCCGCCUUUGAAAGCGGCCGCGGGGGGAAGCCGCCCGGCGCGCGCCUCCUCCUCCUCCGGGCCCGGCGGGGACUUCGCCGCGGGGCGCUUCCGACCCGUCCAGGCUGCAGAGGAGCGAGAGGAGGAAGAAGAGGCGGCAGCGGCGGCGGCGGCUCAGGCUCAGGUUUCCAAGAGGGAGCCACGUCUCCACAGAAAAACGGGCAGGCGCGGCGCUGCCCGAGGGAAGUUUGCGAACGUGAGGAGACCAAAGGAGCAGAAGCAUUCUGCAGCCCCGCUCUCAUCUCCACAGUGGAUGCAUCUUGCGGUUGUAGCAUGUGGCGACCGGCUGGAAGAAACUCUGGUCAUGCUGAAAUCAGCAGUUCUCUUUAGCUACAGGAAACUCAAAUUUCACAUCUUUGCUGAGGAUUCCCUGAAACCUGAAUUUGAGAGGAAACUACAGGAAUGGCCCCCUUCGUACACAAAGAAGUUUGAAUAUAAUGUCUACCCAAUCGCCUUUUCAGUGGGAAAUGCUCAGGAAUGGAAAAAAUUAUUCAAGCCAUGCGCAGCCCAGCGGCUCUUUCUCCCGACGAUUUUAAAAGACGUAGAUUCCCUUCUGUAUGUGGACACAGAUGUCCUAUUUUUGCGACCCAUUGAUGACAUCUGGGGCUUCCUGAGAGCAUUCAAUUCCACCCAGCUGGCCGCCAUGGCUCCAGAACACGAAAUACCAAAGAUUGGCUGGUACAGUCGGUUUGCUCGCCACCCAUAUUACGGAGUGACUGGGGUAAAUUCUGGAGUCAUGCUGAUGAAUUUAACCCGUAUUAGGAAUGCCCAGUUCAAGAACAGCAUGAUACCGACAGGCUUGACAUGGGAGGAGAUGUUGUAUCCUUUAUACCAAAAGUACAAAAACUACAUAACAUGGGGAGACCAGGACUUGCUCAACAUCAUUUUUUACUUUAAUCCAGAGUGUCUCUAUCUGUUUCCUUGCCAAUGGAACUAUCGACCAGAUCAUUGCAUGUAUGGCAGUAACUGUAAAGGAGCAGAGGAAGAAGGCGUUUCUAUUCUACAUGGGAACAGAGGUGUCUACCACGAUGACAAACAGCCUACUUUCAAAGCACUCUAUGAAGUGAUACGUGAUUUUCCCUUUGAAGACAAUCUCUUCCAAUCAAUGUACUACCCUCUCCAGUCAAAAUUCCUUGAUACUGUACACACUUUAUGUGGGCGAAUUCCUCAGGUUUUUCUGAAACAAAUUGAAAGAACCAUGAAGAAAGUCUACGAAAGCCGGGUGAUUGUCAACGUUGGAGCCAACUUCAGAUUAUAAGCGCAGCAAUAUAUUUUGAUACAGUUUUCAUAUUCUUAUCCAGUCCUCCUAAGGGACAUUAGGCUAUUUUAGGCUGCAUUCCUAUACACACUUCCCUGGGAGCAAGUCCAACCUAACUCAGUGGGGCUUACUUCAGAGUAGGCAUGUAUAGGCCUGUGCUGUCAGACAGUUUGCAGCUUGAGCAAAAGUGCCAGUUGGGGUGUUAGUUUAUUGGUUUGGUUUUAAUGGUGUAUACAUACAGUUCACGAGGUUGAUGAUGAUGAGAGUGGACAUGGGUGAAAGUCUAGGAAUUUCACUGGAAGAUGUCGGGAUUUUUCUGCAAUCGAUUGCUAAAGCACGGAGUCUGGACGUGUCCUAUUUCAGAAUAU